AUGAAUUCUCGCUUGUCACGGAAAGUUUUAGGCUCCAGCAGCGACUCCGACUCCGACUCCGACUCCGACUCUGGCUCUGACUCUGACUCUGACUCUGACUCUCACUCUGACUCUGACUCUGACUCUGACUCUGACUCUGACUCUGACUCCGACUCCGACUCUGACUCUGACUCUGACUCUGACUCUGACUCUGACUCUGACUCUGACUCUGACUCUGGCUCUGACUCUGUCACUGCCUGUGCUUCUGGCUCUGGCUCUGGCAUUGACUCUAAUUCUGUCUCCGGCUCCGACUCUGACUCUGACUCUGUCACUGCCUGUGCUUCUGGCUCUGGCUCUGGCAUUGACUCUAAUUCUGUCUCCGGCUCCGACUCUUAA
Molecule: messenger RNA, 375 nt
Organism: Anastrepha obliqua
Lineage: Eukaryota; Metazoa; Arthropoda; Insecta; Diptera; Tephritidae
Product: clumping factor A-like
Exons: 2
Coding region: 1-375 (124 amino acids)
Source: RefSeq, a predicted model, not a curated record